UUCCAAUCCAUCGUGUUUUAGCUGUUUUAGAGGAUGGAAGUAGGCAGUGCAGCAGGAGGUGAAAGUGGGAUAAAUCGAAGCCUGAAAGAUGAUUUUCUUCCUGAGGAGUCCUUCAGGAGCAUGGGGAAUUAUGUUAAAGCACUUAGCGAAACUCCACACCGGUUCAUGGACCGGCUCCUGACCCGAUCUCUGGAGACCGCCGAGCUCCAUGAGAUCAAGGCCAGGAGCAACCAUGAGAUGAAGAAGAACCUCACAUGGUGGGACCUCAUCUGGUUUGGAAUUGGUGCCGUCGUCGGCGCCGGUAUUUUCGUCCUCACCGGCCUUCAAGCUAACGAAGUUGCUGGUCCUGCUAUCAUCCUGUCGUAUGUAAUAUCCGGUGUCUCCGCUAUGCUUUCCGUUUUCUGUUACACCGAGUUCGCCGUAGAAAUUCCAGUUGCAGCUAAUGAUUUCCGCAUCAAUGUGACCAGCCUUCUUCAUGAUUAUGGCCACCUCGACCCCAUUGCUGUUGUUGUGAUAACUGUCAUCGGCAUUGUUGCAAUCCUCAGUACAAAGGGCUCCUCGCGCCUCAAUUACAUUUCCUCCAUCGUCCACAUUGCUGUUAUUCUCUUCAUCAUCAUUGCUGGUUUUACGAAAGCUGACACCAAAAACUACACCCCUUUUGCCCCCUUUGGCGUUCAUGGCAUUUUCAAGUCUUCAGCUGUGCUUUUCUUCGCAUAUGUCGGUUUUGAUGCUGUCUCAACAAUGGCUGAAGAGACUAAAAACCCUGCUCGAGAUAUUCCCAUUGGUCUUGUUGGCUCAAUGACAAUUGUCACUGUUGCAUACUGUCUGCUUGCUAUAACAUUAUGCCUUAUGCAACCAUAUCCGCAGAUCGACCAGGAUGCCCCAUUCCCCGUGGCAUUUGAAGCUGUAGGGAUGAAUUGGGCUAAGUAUAUUGUUGCUCUCGGUGCAUUGGAGGGCAUGACCACUGCUUUGCUUGUCAGUGCUGUCGGCCAAGCCAGAUAUCUGACCCAUAUUGCACGUACCCGCAUGAUGCCGCACUGGUUAGCACAAAUCAAUCCAAAGACAGGAACGCCAAUAAAUGCAACAAUUGUCAUGCUUGCUGCCACAGCAAUCAUUGCCUUCUUUACUCAACUAGAUAUUCUUGCCAAUCUUCUCUCAAUAUCAACAUUGUUCAUCUUCAUGCUCGUAGCUAUUGCUCUCCUUGUUCGCCGAUACUAUGUCAGUGGGGUGACAACACCAGCAGACAGAAACAAACUUAUUAUUUGCAUAGCGUUCAUUCUUGGGUCUUCUGCUGCCACUACUGCUUACUGGGCACUAAGUAGCGAUAAUGAAUGGAUUGCAUAUGUGAUUACAGCGCCAAUUUGGUUCUUGGCUACCUUGGCACUUCAGCUUAUUGUUCCGAAGGCUAGGACUCCAAAACUGUGGGGCGUUCCAUUGGUUCCUUGGUUACCAUCAGCUUCCAUUGCCAUCAAUAUUUUCCUUCUUGGAUCCAUAGACCGUGCAUCCUUUAUAAGGUUUGCUGUCUGGACUGCCAUCCUGUUGAUUUACUAUUUUCUAGUUGGAUUGCAUGCGUCUUAUGAUACAGCCAAGGGUCAUGGGGAGAAUCAGGCUGCAGAGGGAUAAUGGAAUGCUUAAGAAGGUGCGGUGUCUUCCAAUUAUACCACAAAUCCUAGCUAGUAGUUAAAGCAGAAUCAUGAAGGUGAACAGUAUUUGUAGCUUCUUCAAAUAUUUUUUUCUAAACUACCAUAGGAUUUUCCGUCUUGGGAAAAAAAGGGUGUAUGUUAAUAAUGGAAGUUAUUGAAU
This is a messenger RNA of Rubroshorea leprosula, 1803 nucleotides long. The record is from the annotation of a GenBank genome assembly. Lineage: Eukaryota; Viridiplantae; Streptophyta; Magnoliopsida; Malvales; Dipterocarpaceae.